Culex quinquefasciatus (southern house mosquito) is the source of this 1460-nucleotide messenger RNA. Its product is annotated as zinc finger and SCAN domain-containing protein 2. Gene Ontology annotation, molecular function: RNA polymerase II cis-regulatory region sequence-specific DNA binding; DNA-binding transcription factor activity, RNA polymerase II-specific. Lineage: Eukaryota; Metazoa; Arthropoda; Insecta; Diptera; Culicidae. The transcript has 3 exons. The coding region runs from base 33 to 1430 and encodes 465 amino acids. The record is from RefSeq and is a predicted model, not a curated record. Gene Ontology annotation, biological process: regulation of DNA-templated transcription.
UAAAUAAAAUUAUUUUUCUCAUAACAUACGUCAUGGUAUUUUUGUCCAAAAUGAAAUUAUCCAGAAGAGCAGUUGGAAGAAAAAGGCAUGAGAAAAAUUUGGCCGAAAAAGCUGCCAAGCUAGCUGCCCAGCGUUCCUUGCUUUUGUCAAAUCUCGAGCAGGAACCCACUCCCGAUGACCCGGAACCACCCCAAAGCAACAACCUUCCCGAGGAGCCGGAAUUCCUGCUGGAAAUCAAGGAGGAACGACUGGAGGAAGUUUUCGAUCCGAACCCCGUCCGGAACAGCCACAACUCGGAAUCACCAACAUUGUUCUGCUCGCUCUGUCUGCGGCAAUGCUCGGAGGAGCAGAUCCAGGAAUUUUCCUCCUACCAGAGUUGGAAUGGGGCCAGCUGCGAAGAUCGUCGGGGGAAGUUGGAGCAGAUGCUGGGAGGCGUGCAGAUUGUCGGGGACAUUUGUCGGACCUGCUGGCGCAUGGUCGAACUGGCCGUGGACUUCCGGCAGAGCUGCUUGAAGAUGGGUGAGUUGAAGGAGAGGUUUCCGGUUGGAGUUGCGGGAAAGGGUGUGGACGAGGAGGAAUGGUUUGCUGGAGGAACCUUGGAAGGUUUGGGUCGAACGCGGAAGAUGGUGCAGGAUCAUGUGGAGCGCGUAGGGUUCGCGGAGGUCAGUUUGAGGAAUGAAAUUGACAUGAAGUUAGAGGAGGGUUCUGGUGACGAUGAUGAAGAUCACGAAGAAGAUCUUGAAAGCAAUUCUAACGAAUCAACGGAAAACGUGGAAGAACCUGGCGAUGAGCCAGACUUAACACCAGCCGAACCCAUCCCAAUUCCGCUGUUCACAUGCUCAACCUGCAACAGAUCGUUCGAGAGCAAAGGCUCGUUGCACAUCCAUCAGAACUAUUGCAACAGUUCGAAAACGAUCCGCACGUACAGCUGCACAAUCUGUUCCGCAAAUUUCAUGUGCUACGCAUCGUUAAUCGGUCACCUCAACAAGCACAAAGGAGUCAAACCGUUCCAGUGUUCCAAACCAAGCUGCACCAAGACCUUCUACAGUCGGGUGGAGUGGCGCCACCACGAGCUAAGUUGUGGCGCGUCCCCAUUCGUUUGUGCGCUGUGCGGGGUGACCAUCAAGAGCUAUUCCGCUUUCAAAGCGCACAAGGCCAAACAUACAGAGCGUACCUUCCCAUGCCCGAAUUGUGAGAAGAAAUUCCCUUCAAGAACGCAUCUCAGAAAGCACCAGACAGUGCACACGAACGCACGGAACUACCCGUGUACGGAGUGCGAUAAGGCGUUCAAGAGCAGCUAUGCGGCGCGGGUUCACAUGAGGAUUCACACGCAGGAGAAGCCGUUUAGUUGUGCAAUUUGCGGGAUGGGAUUUUCGUACAAAUGCUUGGUGAAGCCGCACAUGGAGAAGAACCACGAGGGAGCGAUUUAAUAAAUCUUGACGAAGGAAUGUUUCACUUCA